Molecule: messenger RNA, 840 nt
Organism: Pseudocercospora fijiensis CIRAD86
Lineage: Eukaryota; Fungi; Ascomycota; Dothideomycetes; Mycosphaerellales; Mycosphaerellaceae
Exons: 9
Coding region: 1-840 (279 amino acids)
Source: RefSeq, a predicted model, not a curated record
AUGUACACAGGGAUCGGUGCAGACACAGAUUACAUCUCAACCCCUAUAACAUGCACGAGCGGCGACGGCAACCAGCAGCAGCACGACCACCUAUUUCUAAGGCAUGCGAUGCUGGGAGAGCAACCUGCAUGCCCGCUAUGCGAAGCGGAUUGCUUCGCUUCUGCCGCAGCGGCACUGCGGCAGCGCUACGCACGGUACAAAGUACCCAAACUUUCCAUACGACGUCCAGGCUUGGCCCCAUCGGCCUGCUGUAAUAACAAGAUUCAAGGUAUAUUGAAAAAAAGGCUUUUCGCCCGACAAGCGUUAUGCUGGACGAGAUUCACGUCAGCAGUGUCACAAUGUCCAAUUGACUCCCGCGGCAUUCCAUGGCCGUCGCUAACGAAGCAAGCCGGUCAAUGGCACUCGACUACUUCACAGAGUUCCUGCAGUAAGCAGAUCAUCACAAAGUCAAAGAUAAGAGCCCUGUUCUUCACCCGCGUACCGCUGCCAUGCUCGAGGUUUCCAUUCCUUGGACAACAUGCCUUGUACGGAUCAAGUGACGGCGCCGCCUCGCUGUGCGGUCCGAUACCAGGCAACCUGACUUCAUUGAGAUACACUCUCUACAUGAUAGUAGAACGUUGCCAACCUGUGACUCAUGAUGCCAUCGGGACCAAACGACGCUUCUCAAAAAAGUGUCAAAGCUGGCCCUCGAUGAUCUAUCACAAACACCGCCUCUCACCUUGUGGAAUGCACGCACACCCCGGCCUUCCACGUUCCUUCUCGGCGUCUGAGAUGGGUCUUGUUCGUCGCGUCGGGCCGUGCGUUGAUUUCCAGCGGAUAUCCGCUCCGUGGUGUACGUAA